AUGGAUGUAAGGAAUCGGAGACACGUCAAUCCAUCACCAAUUUCAGAUCGAAAGGUUAGAAGAAGGAAUUCAUCGCAAACUAACAUAUUGCGACUAGAUGAUAGCGAUGAUGACGAAGAAGAUAAAAAAUUUAUUAUAAAAGAUCAGGAUGAAACAGAAUUCGUAGGCAAAAACGAGUUAUUUAUCAAUACUCAAACUAAUCCAUAUGAUCCAAAUAACGAUAAAAUCAGAUCUGCAGAUGUUCAUGAAUUUCAAAUCGAAAUGCCGAAACUUCCAUCGCCAAAAUCGCCAUCUAGCUUUCCAAGAAGACAAGUGUUAAGUUCAAGAACAUAUAAUAGGCCUUCUCCAAUUCAAUCUGCGAAUUCUUUACAAGAAAUGGAAGAGUCAUCUACAUCAAAGGAUAAUUUAGCAAUAGAAAGCACAAAUAAACCUAUUGAUACAGAAAUUACAGAUAAAAAAGAAUGUUUAUCUCCAAUUGUCGUUUCUGAACCAUCUAAACCAGAAAAAUCUACAACAGAUAAAAAGAAAGACACAGAUAGUACAGUACAAGUUGAAAAAUACGGAGAUUUCUCAGACAUUGAAAUGAUUCAUUAUAAAAUGCUAAGAAUAUCGAAAUUUACAAUGGCUGGCAAAAGAUUUCACUUUCAAUUAUAUAAACACGAAUAUCCAUUACUUCAUUCCAAGAUUUUGAGUGAAAUUCCUUGUGAAAUUUUUGUAUCUCAAGGAAUUUCAUGUCAUAUCUCAGAUAAAGAGCAUGAUGCAGUUAUCAGAUGCGAAAAGAAGAGCAACACAUUCUUCCUUCGUGAGAAAGGAGCUACAAAAGACCGCGCAUUAAUUAAAUUUAUUUCUCCUCCAAUUGUUGGAGGCUGCAGAUCAGUUUCCAUGCAGAUAAGGAGGGAAAGUGAUAAGAAAAUACUAUUUUUGAAAUCAAUUCCUCCGAAACUGAUGCCAAACGGCGAAUGGAAACAAGAUUUGGGAAUCUACGAAAACAUGAAAUACCAGAAAAGUGUAAAAAAUGUUUCUCUGUACGAAGAAGAGACAAAAGACAGGUAUUUGACGUUUAUAAGAAUCAAUGACAAUGAGGCAACAAUUAUUGCACAUAAAGACAUUCCAAUCACCGCUGUCCACCUCUUUGGAGUGACUUCUUACAUGACAAGAGUGUUUUGA
Molecule: messenger RNA, 1167 nt
Organism: Trichomonas vaginalis G3
Lineage: Eukaryota; Parabasalia; Trichomonadida; Trichomonadidae
Exons: 1
Coding region: 1-1167 (388 amino acids)
Source: RefSeq, a predicted model, not a curated record